Messenger RNA from Papaver somniferum (opium poppy), 435 nucleotides. RefSeq lists its product as uncharacterized. The record is from RefSeq and is a predicted model, not a curated record. The transcript has a single exon. NCBI's taxonomy places the organism in Eukaryota, Viridiplantae, Streptophyta, Magnoliopsida, Ranunculales, Papaveraceae. The coding region runs from base 1 to 435 and encodes 144 amino acids.
AUGAAUUUAAUGGUUAAACUAGCUUGGAGGCUAUGUACGGAACCAGACCAACUAUGGUUUAGGAUACUACAGCCAAAGUAUGCUGCAUACUGUGAUUUCUUACAUUUACAGGAGGAUAAUACAAACUCUUCUUGGAUUUGGAAAGGGAUAGAGCAGGGGCUUAAAAUAGUACAACAACAUUAUAGAUGUACUAUCAAAUGUGGUACUAAAGCUCUAGUUUGGUAUGAUAGGUGGGUAAAUGGCCUCACUGAACCACCAACCCCAAAGCACAACUUUGCUGAUCCGGCAAGAAUAGUAUAUGUUUCGGAUUUGAUGCUUAAUAACCCUACAAGGUGGAAUGUGCCUCUUACUACAGAGCUUUUUGAUUCUCAAAUAGUGCAAUUAAUUCUUAACAUGUAUAUCCCUCAACAUGGUGAAGAUGCACUUAUUUGGUAA